Colletotrichum tamarilloi is the source of this 645-nucleotide messenger RNA. RefSeq lists its product as uncharacterized. The record is from RefSeq and is a predicted model, not a curated record. NCBI's taxonomy places the organism in Eukaryota, Fungi, Ascomycota, Sordariomycetes, Glomerellales, Glomerellaceae. Bases 1 to 645 code for a protein of 214 amino acids. Gene Ontology annotation, biological process: carbohydrate transport; transmembrane transport. The transcript has 4 exons. Gene Ontology annotation, molecular function: carbohydrate:proton symporter activity. Gene Ontology annotation, cellular component: membrane.
AUGAUGUACGGUGCUUUUGGCCAAUUCAUGUGCUACGCCGUCAUUACCAUCUGUAUUCGUUACAAUGAAAUGGCUGGCCUGGCACCAGAGACGCAGUCCCAGUGGGCAAAGGCUUCCAUCGCCUUCUUCUUCUUGUACUAUGUCUUCUUUGGCAUUUGCUGGCAGGGUGUGCCUUGGCUGUACCCCACCGAGAUCAACAGCUUGUCCAUGCGUACCAAGGGAGCCGCUCUCGGCACCGCAACGAAUUGGAUUGUCAACUUCAUGGUCGUCGAGAUCACACCACCAGGCAUCUCUUCCCUCGGCUGGCAAUUCUACAUCAUCUGGACAGUCUUCAACUUCUCCUUCAUCCCCAUCGUCUAUCUCUUCUACCCCGAAACAGCAGACCGCUCCCUCGAGGAUGUGGACCGUUUCUUCGCAGACAACCACGAUAUUUUCGUCUUCCGCGACAAGGACGCCACAAGCUCAAAGCGGCCGAUGAAGUACAUCGCGCAGGAAGAGGAGGCGAUCACGAAGCGGAACAGUCGGGGCGGUGUGCCUGGUGCUGAGGAGGAGGAUAUGUUGAGGCGAAGAGGGGCUGUGGAGAAGAUGAAGAAGGGGCGUGAGGAUGAAGAGCUGGCGUUCGGAGAGCAUAAGGAGAGAAGAUAG